Molecule: messenger RNA, 704 nt
Organism: Drosophila eugracilis
Lineage: Eukaryota; Metazoa; Arthropoda; Insecta; Diptera; Drosophilidae
Exons: 2
Coding region: 78-509 (143 amino acids)
Source: RefSeq, a predicted model, not a curated record
AGCGACUAUAAAAGUUGGCUUUGCCCAGUCGAGGCUUCUGGUUUCGACGAAGUACAUGUGUCAGGUGUGACGUUAAUAUGACAAGACUUAAACUAAAACUGAUCGGAGUGGUUAUUUUCUUGGUGGCCACACUUGAAGCUCAGGAAAGCCCUGUGGCUGACUCACCAGCAACCACAGAAAAUCCAGGGGAAACUACUCCUGGGCCAGCAGCCAGUACUACUGGAGAAACAGAAGAAACCACUCCAAUCACUGGGGAUGGAGCUGGGUCAGACGUUACUGGAUCACCUACUGAUAUCUCCAGCAGUACCGAUACCAUGGACAAUUCAACAAUACCCAUUGAAGGUCAGAACAAUACGAGUAAUUUGGAAAACGGUGGAGACCCUUUUGUGAAGCCAGGAAAACACCGAAAGGGACCACGUCAUGUACGAGCCCACGAUGGCUUUCACAAUUUAAGAACGGAAAAGUAUUGGGCUCAUUGGAAUGAUGCCUUCACCAAAUCAGGCUACUAAUUAAAAACCAAUAAAAUAUUUAAUUUUUAAACUUAACUUUAUGGUCAUUAAAAAGAAACUGGACAUUUGAAAGGGCACCCUAAAUGGUAUUACUCAAAAGUUAAAACAUGACAAAUUGAAUUAGAUGCCAGAAUACUUUGCUACGAUGCGGUUGUUUUAUUGCUGUUUGGUAAAAUAUAAUUUUAAUAAAAUUUA